AUGGCGGACGGCCGCCGGCGGAGGGUCUUGGUCCUCAGCGGGUGGAGCCCCGGCCCUCUGGACGUCCUGCGCAACCGCAUGCCGGAUGUGGAGUUUCUGGAGCCCACCAUCCCAAUGCCUCCCUCGGGUUGUAGAUGGUGUCUGAAUCCAUUCUGCCUGCUGCUCCUCGUCGUGAUAUUCUGGCUAACACCAGAAGCUGCUUCCAACGACAAGUUGGUGGCGCAGGUCGAUGAGUCCAUUGCCUGGCUAGUUCGUUUGGCCCUGCUUCUGGCUAUCCCGGUGCUGCUGCGACUGGUGCUCGCCGGCCUGGUCUGGUUCGCCAUCAAGGACGGGCUUUGGACCACGAGCCGCGCCAUCCGCGACUUCCAGCCCGACGUCCUCGUCGGCUUCUCCUGGGGGGGCGGUGUCGCUCUUUGGCUUCUCUCGGAGGGCCGGUGGAAGGGCCCGACGCUGCUGCUGGCUCCCACGGUGAAUGCCAUGUCUUGGGUAAGCUGCUGCUCCGCCCCCAGGCUUCCAACGCCGAGCCCUUCGCGCCCGACCCACGUCUUCCACGCCGAGAAUGACGGCUUCUGCCCGGCCUCACAGGUGGCGGCACUCAGUGCUGCGGGCUGUGAGAUGCAUGUUUGUGACGACAACCAUGUCCUCCUCAGACGACAGACGGUCGAGGAGAUCCACGGCUGCUUGAAGCGGCUCCUGGCCCUGCCUUCCCCCAGCUCCUCCGACGCCUCACAGACCUUCGGAGCCAACGACUGUGGCUGGGACGAUUGA
Messenger RNA from Symbiodinium sp. CCMP2592, 768 nucleotides. Lineage: Eukaryota; Dinophyceae; Suessiales; Symbiodiniaceae. The record is from the annotation of a GenBank genome assembly.